This is a messenger RNA of Eurypyga helias (sunbittern), 830 nucleotides long. It is a transcript of the gene TMPRSS12, whose product is annotated as transmembrane (C-terminal) protease, serine 12. The transcript has 4 exons. Gene Ontology annotation, biological process: proteolysis. Lineage: Eukaryota; Metazoa; Chordata; Aves; Eurypygiformes; Eurypygidae. Gene Ontology annotation, molecular function: serine-type endopeptidase activity. The annotation marks the transcript as partial. The record is from RefSeq and is a predicted model, not a curated record.
AGUGCGGACAACGGCCGCUCAUGGAGAACAUCUGGGGAUUGCGGAUCCUAGGCGGCCACGACGCCCAGGCCGGAGCGUGGCCGUGGUCGGUCAGUCUCCAGCUUCACCAGGUCCACAUCUGCGGUGGAGUCCUGGUGAACGAGAACUCGGUCCUUAGUGCUGGCCACUGCGUUACCAGGAAGAACCCACGCUCCUGGAGAGCUGUUCUGGGCGCGCACAACCUUAGGAAACACGGCAAGCACGCAGUCACAAGGAGCAUCAGAAGCAUCACUGUGCACCCAGAGUUCAAGAGAGAGACAUUUGAAAACGACAUAGCACGGUUUGAGCUGGCUCCCGCGGUACGCUACAGCGACUACAUUCAGCCCAUCUGCCUCCCUCCCGCGCACCUUCACCCCCAGGCGCACAACGACACGGAAUGCUUCAUCAGCGGCUGGGGACAUACAGCCGAAAAAGGUAAAAUGUCGGCCGUGCUGAAAGAAGCACAAGUGGAAAUCAUUCCUUCUAGCGUCUGUAACAGCUCUGAUGCGUAUAGAGGCCUGGUUAACAACAACAUGAUUUGCGCUGGCUCUCCAUCAGGAGGCACCGAUACCUGCCAGGGAGACAGCGGUGGACCUUUAGCGUGCUAUCACCCCAGCACCAACAGAUACUAUCUCAUAGGGAUCGCGAGUUUUGGAGUUGGCUGCGGCCGACCGAAGUUUCCUGGGAUCUAUGUCCGUUUAUCUCAGUACAGAAGGUGGGUAACGUCCGAACUGCUGAGUAACAAGGCUGUGAAUCCCACCAGCGUUCUGCUUACCGUCCUGCUGGCCGUGACAUGCGUGGUACUGGCGUAG